Molecule: messenger RNA, 427 nt
Organism: Lecanosticta acicola
Lineage: Eukaryota; Fungi; Ascomycota; Dothideomycetes; Mycosphaerellales; Mycosphaerellaceae
Source: the annotation of a GenBank genome assembly
AUGUCAUCAUCGGUACAUAAUCCCUCCAGCUGUCAUACGCAAGCAGACUGAACAUCACAGGCUGAAGGUAGUCAUCCUUCAGAGGAUCCGAGCACUGAGCAAGCUGUCGACCUCGGAUCGUCCGACGAAAACGAUCAAGAUGGACAGUCGUAUCCACAGUGGCGAUCCAAAGAAAGCAAGGGAAAGAACCCUGCCAAGGUUCGUCACCCUUUCGCGAAGCCAUGGCGACUUCGAGCUGAUCAGUUCCCAGCCCAAGAAUGCAAGUACAUUUCAGAAAGGCAAAGAAGUCUAUGUCUAUCAGGGUAGAGCCUUGCUGGGGCCCUACAAGAUCACGCAUGUGUACUCUGAUGGAACUUAUGAUCUGGGCAAUGGACCGGGCGGCGCUUCGAAGACGAGGGUAGAGCAGGAAGACUUGAAGGCGGCAUAG